Staurois parvus is the source of this 2294-nucleotide messenger RNA. Lineage: Eukaryota; Metazoa; Chordata; Amphibia; Anura; Ranidae. The record is from the annotation of a GenBank genome assembly.
AUGUGGAAGUUGGAGAGGGAGAGUGGUGGAGGAGGACAGCUUUAUCACUUUCUCAGUGGUACUGAUUAUGUAGUGGGACGUAAGAACUGUUCAAUAUUAAUCGAAGAUGAUCAAUCUAUCAGCAGAUCUCAUGCAACGUUCUCUGUCAACCACCCCUCUCCAGUCUGGGCCAUCCAGAUAUCAUUCCUGUCCUGUCUGUUAAAGAGUCUUCAAAGUAUGGUACCUUUGUUAAUGGUGAAAAGAUGGAGAGUGCUACAUCCAGGAAUUUGAAAUCAGGAGAUAAGAUUACAUUUGGGGUAUACAAUAGCAAGUUCAGAGUGGUAUAUGAACCUUUGGUGACUUGUUCAUCCUGUUUAAGCAUCUCAGAGAAGAGUUCUUUAAACCAAGCACUGCAGUUACUUGGAGGCCAUAUUGUGAACAACUGGACAGAGAACUGUACACAUCUGGUUAUGACCUCUGUUAAAGUGACUAUCAAGACAAUAUGUGCGUUAAUUUGCUGCAAGUCCAUUGUGAAACCUGAGUACUUUAAUGAAAUGAUCAAAGCCAUCAAAGAGAAAAAAGCACUGCCUGAACCUAAAAGCUUUGUUCCAAUAGUUGAUGAACCUUCCCUACAGAUUGACUCAUUAGAUCUCUCAGAAAAUAGGAAAAGAAAAACUAUCUUCAAAGAUAACAUUUUUCUGUUCUUGACUGCCAAGCAGCACAAGAAACUGAGCCCAGCAGUUCACUUUGGUGGUGCCAAAGCCCAACUGUUAACAGGAGAAUUGGAUGACAAGCAUCUGCUAGAAAACCCAAAGGCUUGUGUAAUCGAUUUGGGAGCCACAGAAUCCCAGCUGUCUGAAUCUCAGACCCCAGCCUGGGUCACAUCUAUUAUUAAUAUUCUUCAAGGUAAAGGAUUGCGAGCCAUUCCAGAAGCUGAAAUUGGUUUAGCCGUUAUCUACAUGUCAACAGAAAUAUAUUGCAAUCCCCAGCAAUGUGUAGGGAAUAGAAAUGGGAUAGAAAAGGCAGCUAAGAGUAAAAUAAUUGGAUCGUCGUUUUCCUGCAGCAUGGCUGUCAAUGAAACUAUAUUGCCUGUAUCCACCUUCAACACCACCGCUUAUGUUGCAAAUACGGAGCCACAGGACCAGACUCAUAAUUGUGUGGAUAUAAGUGGCAUUCGAGAAGUUAAAGAGACUCCCAACAGCAGUCGUAGACACAACAGCACUAAAUCUGAUAUGUGUGUGGACCGUGAUCUAGAAUCAAGUUCUAGUGCGGAUUGCAGAACUGCCAUGUUUCAGGAGCAAUCAAAACCAACAGAAAAAAAGAGCCAGUCAAUUAUAUCUGUAGAAAAACCUUCUUCACAAAAGGAGAAAACUUCGCAGAAAAUGGUGUCAUCCAAGAUGCUGGAUUAUUUCAAGCCUACUGCAAAGAAAAGGGAUAGAGGUGUGGAUGAAGGAGAACAGUCUACUGCCAAGAUAGCUAGAGUGGAAAACAAUGUUUCCCUGACUUCAAUCCCUGUUAAAAAAAAAUCUCCAAUAAAAUGGAAAGAUUCAGAUAGUCUAUCUUCUAAUGAUAUGGAUUUAGAUACAGAACCCAAUGUCGUAUCUAAAGAGAAAACAGCCUUGCCAGAUAGGUGGCCUAAAGAUAAUAAUGAUGCCUCCACGUCUAGUGUAGUGAAAGAUGCAUCAAUGAAAAGGAAGCAACCUGAUGAUGUGGUGGAAGAAUCCGACUUGGAAAAUGAUGAAAUUAGCGAUCAACAAAAAAUCCCAAAAACCGAUCCAGUCAUGGUCAAGAGGCAACGUUUGGGUUCAGAAGGAGAUUCUGGAGAAGAUCUCAAAGCAGGGUUGUUGGGAAACAGUAUCAGAACUACGGAACCCCAGCAAAGUGAACAGAAAGUAAAAGCUAAACUAUCGGUGAAACAGGAGCCAGAGUCCCAAUGCGAGGACAAAAAGACUAUGGUGAUGAUGGUGCACCCAAAAGAGGAAAAUGACGAAAACCUUCCUAGCAGACUUUUGAUGACAGAGUUUCAAACGCUAGUUGUCAUUCGACCAUCAGGAUGCAGACAGUAUACUUCCAAUGCCAAGCAAGGAAAUGGACCUAAUUUUAAAAAAUUCAGAAAGAUUACUUAUCCAGGAGCUGGAAGCUUUCCUCAUAUCAUAGGAGGCUCUGACUUAAUUGCUCAUGACAAGAAGAAGAAUUCAGAACUAGAACAAUGGUUACGUCAGGAAAUGGAGGAGCAGACUCAACAAGCUAGAGAACAAUCCCUAGCCGAGGAUCUGUUCAGAUAUAAUCCAAAGAACAUGAAAAAGCGAAGAUAA